Medioppia subpectinata is the source of this 2553-nucleotide messenger RNA. NCBI's taxonomy places the organism in Eukaryota, Metazoa, Arthropoda, Arachnida, Sarcoptiformes, Oppiidae. The record is from the annotation of a GenBank genome assembly.
AUGUAUGUGUAUACUAAGGCAGUAUGUGCAAAGCAUAGUGUAGAAUGUCUGAGAAAAAUGGCCAUCAUCAAUAUUAGGAAAUACACAAAAUCAACGCAUUUCACCGAAAUAGUGAACACAACUGUUGAUGAAAUUAUAACAUCAAUGAUAACCAAUGAGGGAACUGAUCGACCGUUAGAUCAGGAAAUGUACGCCAAUUUUCAAUACCCAAGUUUUGGCGUAGGACACGAUAUUACCAACACUUACGCUAUUUAUGAGUUUAUACCCAUUUUUCGCUAUUUUAUGGCCAAUCCGUUGCAGAAAUUACAACAAAUAUACAACAAAUGUUUUAAAUACACCAAAAAUGAACUGAAAAAACGUGAAAAUACUUACGACGAGAGCAAUGGUCAGGACUUUUGUAAAUUAUUUAUCGGAGCUAAACACAGGGCAGAGGCGGACGAAAAGCCAGAGUUGGAGUAUUUGAAUGACAAUAACAUUGCGGCCGUAGUUAUGGACAUGUAUUUAGCGGGAAUUGAGACAACAAACAGCACACUAUUAUGGCUAAUAUUAUUGAUGACAUAUUAUGGCGAUUGGCAGCAAAUAAUGAGAAAUGAGAUCAACGAUAAAGUGGGCGAUAGGGCACCGGUUGUGGACGACAAACAAUGUUUGCAUAAUGUUAUGGCAUUUCUAUACGAAACUAUGCGCUAUAGAAACACUGGACCCAUUGGAGCACCACAUAUGACAUUAGCCGACACUAUAAUUGAUGGUGUAUAUCCAAUUCCGAGUCAAACAAUAAUGGUUCAGCAUUUAUGGCAGAUAUUAACGGAUAAUAAACUAUGGGAAAAUGGCCAUCAAUUUAAGCCGGAUCGUUUUCUUAAUGAGCAUGGAUGCUUUACUUCCGUAGGCCUUUCAGGUUACAUACCAUUUGGUGCGGGGAAACGGUCGUGUCCUGUGUUUGCAUUGCCAUCGCAUUUGCCGCUAGCUAAUUUUAAAAAUACCCUAAAUGACAACAUCAACACCGGCAUAGAUAAACUAACUCAAAUGUUACCCACAUCUCCCGGUGCUCUACCAAUUGGCCCAAUCAAUACACUUCAAUCAACACUCAGACACUUAGCAAUUGGAUUGCCGGUGGAUUUAAUCGGGCAAUUGCUGGACACUAUUCAAAACAUUUGGCCCAAAAUACAUGCCCUCACCGCUAGUGCUAAACAGCAUGAUCAAUUUAUUGUUAAUCUACCAACACAGUACUAUUCUAAUCACGUAACUGAUAGUCUAAACGAUUCAAUUGCUACCAUAAACGCUGUGACACAGAGACCGGGCGCUAAGACUCAGUUCAUGCAUCAGUACAUACAGGGGCUGACGGCUACCGAAACCCAGAACGUGGCAACUCUUUCAACAGGCGCUGACUUUGAACCAGUAGUUGACGACAACUUUCCAUACGAUAUACCAAACGUUAAUCUUCAGUCCAUGCAGUACCUGAUCCACGAGCACGUGGUAACACUACUUGACUUAGAGCGGGCUAUUGGCAACAAUACUGAGCAAGGUCAAGAUGAUCAGCUGAUUCAGGCCGCUCUAAUAGAGCAUUUAACACAGUUUAACCCACGCGUUCAGGCAAAUAUCUAUUUGAGCUGGGUGCAAUUUGUAAAAUCGCUAACUAAACUAGAUGGUAAUGUUGGUAAAAACAAUGCUAAUAUAGAGAAAGAUGUGUCAGAUGUGGCUAAAGCUUCUCAAUGGCUGCGCUGGCAGUUUGAAACACUCAUUAUUGUGAGUAAUUCACGGCUGGAGGCCGUCGGGGCUAACCGUAUACCGGCCUCUGAAGACAGGUAUGUGUCCGAUAAGGCACAGGUGUAUCGACAGUUUGUGGCAAAUGUUAAACUCAGAUGGUUUUCACAAUUUAAUACUACCGACACAUUAAUUCGUAAGGGAUUAACACAUGCUGUCAAUCAAUUAGCCCUACUCUCAAACAUUCCGGCGCUAAGUAAUAGCAAAUCAGUAUUGAUGGACCAGAUUAGCUACACUGACGCUCAGAUUAAUAAGUUUAACGCUGCUAUUGAUUUAAUAAAGUCUAACCGCGAUCUAUCAGAAAAUAUAAAACAAACAGCUGUUGACAUAUCAAAGGGCGCACAACAGGCGGUCGUCGAGACAUCAAUGAAACUAUCGGUACAAUUAGUGGACAAAAUCCUUCGCAAACUACACGUCCAGUGGUUGGCCGAUAAGUCGCACCUAAAUUAUACCAUAAACUUAGUAUUGGGAUCUCAAAGUUCAAUAACCUCAAUAAACAGGGGUAAACCCACGGCCAUAGAAAUGGCUGCUAAGACAUACCGUCAGGGCGUUGAACAGCAGUUGCGGUUUACCGAGGAUUGUGUCCGACAAGUGGCCAAUCAGUUGCUGGCUUAUAGUCGACAAUCACCGGUCGCUGACUUCGAACUACAGGAUUUGAAAAAGCAACUAUUAUGGACUUUACCGUUGCUUAAAGCUAGUUUUGAUGAAACUAAAAUAGAAUUGUUGGCUAAGCUUGCUAGCGAAUUGGAAAAAGUUACUAUCGAUGGCAAUAAUUAUGGUCGGGCUAGCAUUUAA